Arachis duranensis is the source of this 879-nucleotide messenger RNA. RefSeq lists its product as uncharacterized. The transcript is spliced from 4 exons. Bases 1 to 879 code for a protein of 292 amino acids. The record is from RefSeq and is a predicted model, not a curated record. Gene Ontology annotation, molecular function: zinc ion binding; nucleic acid binding. NCBI's taxonomy places the organism in Eukaryota, Viridiplantae, Streptophyta, Magnoliopsida, Fabales, Fabaceae.
AUGAAUGCUUGUUUCACUUGUGGGGAAGUUGGACACUUGGCGAGGAAUUGCCCAAAAGAAUUUGCUCGGAAUCCAGUGCGAACCCAGCAACAAGGCCGAGUGUUUGCCAUGACUGCUGGUGAUGCUAUGCAACCAGACGCCCUGAUCCAAGGUCAGUGUUAUGUCAAAAAUCGAUUUCUAACUGUACUGUAUGACUCGGGUGUAUCACAUUCCUUUAUUUCUUUAACUGUUGCUCGUGAGUUAGGACUAGAUUUUUUUGAGUUGAACUUUGAUCUAAUUGUCCAUACGCCUGCAUCUCAAAAUGUUUUGACUGAAGUUAUUCUAGGAUUAGAUUUGUUGUCUAAGUAUCAUGUUUUCCUUGAUUUCCUUGAAAGAAUAGCUGUUAUUCCGUCUGAUAGUUUAGAUAUUAAACCAUUUCUGUCUCAUACUUUAUAUCUGAAUUCCGUAAGAGUUACCUUAGAUGGGAGUGAUUGUGAGGGGUACGUUCUGUUAGCGGCUAGCUCGAAUGACAACAGUAUUGAACUAGUACCUGGAACCGGACCAAUUUCCAUAGCACCGUACCGGAUGUCACCACUGGAACGUGCAGAGUUGAGGAAGCAGUUGGAUGAGCUACUUGGAACGAAAUUUAUUUGUCCCAGUGCAUCACCUUGGGGAGCUCCAAUUCGAGUAAAAGAAUCAGAUAUACCGAAGACUGCAUUUAGAACUCGAUAUGGUCACUAUGAGUAUACGGUUAUGUCGUUUGGACUAACUAAUGCUCCUGCGAUUUUCAUGGAUUACAUGAAUCGUAUUUUUCGUCCGUACCUUGAUCGGUUCGUAGUAGUUUUCAUAGAUGAUAUUCUCAUCUAUUCGAGACAGAAAGAGAGCAUGAAGAGUAUCUAA